Messenger RNA from Limulus polyphemus (Atlantic horseshoe crab), 2096 nucleotides. Its product is annotated as phosrestin-2-like. The record is from RefSeq and is a predicted model, not a curated record. Bases 153 to 1325 code for a protein of 390 amino acids. Gene Ontology annotation, cellular component: cytoplasm. Gene Ontology annotation, molecular function: G protein-coupled receptor binding. Gene Ontology annotation, biological process: G protein-coupled receptor internalization; signal transduction. The transcript has 4 exons. NCBI's taxonomy places the organism in Eukaryota, Metazoa, Arthropoda, Merostomata, Xiphosura, Limulidae.
ACUACCUUCAGCAGAUGUAAUCAGCCGCUAGCAAGCUCUGGUUUUGUUACUCGCGUGCGUGUGCGCGCUCACGCGCUAGGCAGGAUUUUCUUACACCGAAAUAGCUUAAACGACUAUAACAGUUUGAAGCAACACAGGAAAUCUGCCUGGACAUGCCUUCUACCGUGUACAAGAAGCAGUCUCCAAACACUAAGCUUACGCUAUUUCUCGGAACACGAGAACUAAUAGUCGACAAUGGUGAAUCUUCGCCUGUGGAUGGAGUGGUACUUAUAGACCCCAGUUAUGUUAAGGAAAGGAAAGUGUAUGCUUUGGUGAUUCUUACAUUCCGCUAUGGAAGAGAAGACGAAGAGGUCAUGGGCUUAAAGUUCUAUACCGAAGCAGUCUUGGAUUUCAAACAGAUUUAUCCACCACCUGAACCAAUUGACCAUAAUGACCUCAGUCCACUGCAGCAAAAUCUCCUCCGGAGACUAGGAAACAACGCCUACCCAUUAACUAUGGAAGUAUCUAGUCAGGCUCCAGCCUCGGUUCGACUCCAGCCUGCUCGAGCUUACAGUGGAAGUCCUUUAGGAGUUUGUUACGAUCUUAAAGUAUUUGUAGGUGAACGACUAGAUGACCGGAGUUACAAAAGAAGCUCAAUCCGAAUGAGUUUACGUUGCCUACACUACACUCCAACUCAAAACUUUAAUCCAUUGACACAUCCAACAGCUUCGGUGAGAAAAACCUUUGCUUUCAGUCCUGGGAGGCUUGAUAUUGAAGUCAAAUUGGACCGUGAGAUUUACCAGCAUGGAGACACGUUGCGAAUUCACGUAACCUUAAACAACAAUAGCAUCAAGACAGUCCAGAAAAUCAAGCUAUACGUCAUUCAGCAUGUUCUGGUUUGCAUGUUUACUAAUGGACAUUUCAAAAAUCUCGUCGGAAACGCUGAGACCGACAAGAAACAUCCAAUACCAGCUGGCGCCAGCAUAUCACGUGAUUUUGCUAUCAAGUUAAUGAGCUUUCUUAAGUAUCCUGUAGCUCUAGCGGUGGAAAGUGGCCUUCAAGAGGACAGCCCGAUUUUGGCCUCAACAACAACUACAGGAGGACCCAAGGAAAAAAAUCCUUAUGGUGUAGUAGUUUCAUAUGAAGUAAAGGUGAAGAUCGUUUUAGGAUGUAUUGAUCGAUCCAUCGUAGUGCGCUUACCUUUUAAAAUACUUAAACCUCGACCACUGGAUGAUCAGGCUAGAAAUGGUUAUGAGGCAACCCAAAAAACAGUGAGCAUUGAUGUUGUUGAAGCAGACCCGAUGAUUGCAGAGCAAAUCGCAAAACUCGCGAGCCUUCGGAGCUGAAAUUUUAAAUAAACCAGGAAAUACAAGUUCUGCUGCCUUGUCGCAUACCUUAAUAAGUCAAAAGUGAAUACUGAGUUUAGCAAGAUUCUAACUCUGAUAACUUAGUUGUUUCGUAUACAUUCUUGAUUAGAAAAUCAGGGGUUUGAAUCUCGCAGAAACUCGUUUUUCACUUCCAACUUCCACAUGUUGAAGUAUUUCCUUCAGUAUUUAUUUCAUCUAAAGGGGAAACUAGAUUUCUGUCGCAAAACUCAAAAUACAGGCUGUGCCUAACAACUUAAUAAAUAUGUGAAACAACUAUUUUUGUUAUAAAUGGACAUUCUCAGAGAUUAGAAUUAAAUAAUCAAUUUAUCAUUUUUUUUACAAGCGACUAUACAAACAAUCUCUAUAUUUGGCAUUGAAAUUAUUUUCAAAAUUAGACAAAUUUUUUCUCUUUUCCAGAAUAUUUAAAAUCUGUUUAAGCUACAGCAGAAGACGUCCUGACACAAGGAAGCCAGCACCAAGUACAUAAAUACACACUCAAAUAUCUAUAUCCUCUGAUUCCAAACUACACCCGCAAAUACCCAAAGUACGUAAACAUAAGUACCUCUGUUGUAAAUUCUGAAAUUACUGAAUUAAUUUUGUAACUUUAUAAUCUCUUUUCCGCAAUCAAUAAAGCUCCAAAAGAUGUGUCAAACUUAUCUCGUUGAACAUAUUCCUAUAACUUCCGGCGCCAUUUUUAAAUUUCUUUCUGAAUUGGUACUGCGUUACAUUCAAAAUUUAAUUAAACCACUU